UGAUUCGCACGGUUUGUUGCAGUAACUGGUGGUAACUAAGGAUUCUUUUUCUGUGGACUGUAGAGGGAAUAUUUUAAAGGUCUUUUAAAGGUCAAAGAGUUUUGUGUAAUGUAAGACAUUGUUUCAGUCAUUAGGGGUUUGAAGUUAAAAGUCUCCGCCAUGGGUCAGCGCCUGAGUGAAGAAGGUGAUCCAGACAAGGAGAUUGAUGCCGCAGAGCUGCAGGAGUGGUAUAAAAAAUUUGUCGUGGAAUGCCCAAGUGGAACUCUCUUCAGGCACGAGUUCAAGAGCUUCUUCGGUGUAACGGAAAACAAGGCGGCUGCAGAUUACAUUGAGAACAUGUUUCGAGCCUUCGACAAGAACGGCGACAACACCAUUGAUUUUCUGGAGUACGUGGCGGCCUUGAACUUAGUGCUGAGGGGUAAACUGGAGCACAAGCUGAAAUGGACAUUUAAAAUGUACGAUAAAGAUGGAAGCGGAUGCAUCGAUAAAACAGAGCUUCUAGAAAUCGUUGAGUCAAUUUAUCGACUGAAGAAAGCCUGCCAUGGAGAGCUUGAUGAAGAGUGCAAUCUGCUGACCCCAGACCAAGUGGUCGACCGCAUAUUUGAGCUGGUUGAUGAAAAUGGAGAUGGGGAGCUCUCACUGGACGAGUUCAUUGAUGGAGCAAGGAGGGACAAGUGGGUGAUGAAGAUGCUGCAGAUGGACGUCAACCCUGGGGACUGGAUCAAUGAGAGAAGACGCAGUGCUAACUUCUAGUCAGAUCAGUCAGCUCCUCCAUGUGUAACCAAUCACCCUGCUUUGUAUCUAUAUCAGUUUGUAUGAUUGUAAAAAGUAGACCAAACUACAGUCAUCCUUGCAUUGUGCCACACUAUUUUGCUUGUUAAGAGUAAACCUUUACGGCAUUAACGUAAAUGAGCAGAAUUAGGUUGUCAUGUAUUGCCGUUGCUGCUCUUGCUCUUUUUAUAUGCAUUGUUUUUUUUACAGAUGCUGCAGACAUGAAGUACUUGCUUUAAAGAUAUUAAACACACUUCUCUUCUCAACUACGUUCCACCACUAAGAGGUGUUUUUUCCAUCCGUUUUUUGC
Messenger RNA from Labrus bergylta (ballan wrasse), 1081 nucleotides. It is a transcript of the gene guca1b, whose product is annotated as guanylate cyclase activator 1B. The record is from RefSeq and is a predicted model, not a curated record. Gene Ontology annotation, cellular component: photoreceptor inner segment; cone photoreceptor outer segment. Gene Ontology annotation, molecular function: calcium sensitive guanylate cyclase activator activity; calcium ion binding. Lineage: Eukaryota; Metazoa; Chordata; Actinopteri; Labriformes; Labridae. Gene Ontology annotation, biological process: visual perception.